Molecule: messenger RNA, 892 nt
Organism: Fusarium verticillioides 7600
Lineage: Eukaryota; Fungi; Ascomycota; Sordariomycetes; Hypocreales; Nectriaceae
Exons: 1
Coding region: 95-763 (222 amino acids)
Molecular function (GO): acid phosphatase activity
Source: RefSeq, a predicted model, not a curated record
CACCGCGGGGCGAUAACAAAAAAAGUCCCAACUUCUCAACACCAAAACCUUCCAUCACCACAUUCAACUCCCUCUCUACAUCAAUAAUCUCAAAAUGCCAAAGAAACUCUCCAAGAACCCGUUCCCGCCGAGUACCUCAACCCUCUCCACAAUCUCAACAGCAUCAACAUCAUCCACCGCCCUCCCCUCCUCUCUCGCCGAUCCCUCCCUCCCACUCCCCAAGCUCAUCGUCUUCGAUCUCGACUACACCCUCUGGCCUUUCUGGGUAGACACCCACGUAACACCACCCCUAAAGCCAAACUCCUCACACACAGCCGCCACAGACCGAUACGGCGAAGACUAUGGUUUCUUCAGCGACGUCCCCGCCAUUCUGCACGCCUUACCACGCGCCGGUAUAAAAAUCGGCGUGGCAUCGCGGACUUCAGCACCGAGCCUUGCGCGCGAUUUGUUAAAGAUGUUGCAUAUCACUGGCUCAGAGGGUGGAAAGCCAAAGAAAGCGCUGGAUGUGUUUGAGGGGUUGCUGGAGAUUUAUCCGGGGUGUAAGAUUAAGCAUUUUGAGAGUCUGCAGAAGAGGACGGGGAUCAAGUAUGAGGAUAUGCUGUUCUUUGAUGAUGAGCCGAGGAAUAGAGAUACGGAGAGUUUGGGGGUGACGAUGUGUCUUGUUAGAGAUGGGGUUUCGUGGGGGGAGCUUGAGAGGGGGGUUGCGCAGUGGAGGAAUAGAAGGGGAUAUAUUACGAGACCAGAGGUUCCAGAGAUGGAGUGACGUCAAAGCUCUAAACGACAAUUUGGACUUUAAUAGAAGCACAGGACAUAGAGGGCCAGUAUUCAGAAAAUAGAAUAAAAAUGUCAAUUGUUCAAUAUUAACAGGGAAUCACGAUUAUAUAUUCACAAC